Messenger RNA from Symbiodinium pilosum, 505 nucleotides. Lineage: Eukaryota; Dinophyceae; Suessiales; Symbiodiniaceae. The record is from the annotation of a GenBank genome assembly.
GCGGCAAGAGCCACAGCCUCUGCCCACUUCGCCAGGAAGUUCGACGCGCGUCGCACAGGCGGCCUGCAAAGGCGCUUGGAUCUUGCGGCUGCCCGUGAUGUCCAGACUUCUGCAGAGCCGCUCAGAGCGGCAGAUGGCUGGGACAAGGCAGCACUGCAGAUGGUGCUGCUGCAGCUGUCAGGAGAAAGUGUCCUGCCUGGGGUUCAGCCAGAGCAGUGGCACCUGGAACACAGUCCUGGCGAGCCACGCUUGCAGCGCAUCUGUCACCGCCAGGUUUGUGUCAUCGAAAGAUUAGCAGCCCCGCCUCGAUUCCAAGAGGAAGCCCAGGACUCUGCGGCUACCACAGCGCUCCUGCGGUUUGUUCUCGGCAUCAGAAUUGGAGUCGGCUGGGACUCCGAGAAGCGCGUCUUCACCGGCCCCAGCUCUCUGCUACCGCUUCAUGCUCAAGGUCAUCACCGUGCAGCAGUGCUUUACCUCUCUGGCCGAGCCAAUUACGGACCGGAAG